Molecule: messenger RNA, 1933 nt
Organism: Hippopotamus amphibius kiboko
Lineage: Eukaryota; Metazoa; Chordata; Mammalia; Artiodactyla; Hippopotamidae
Gene: NSDHL
Product: NAD(P) dependent steroid dehydrogenase-like
Exons: 8
Coding region: 189-1274 (361 amino acids)
Biological process (GO): steroid biosynthetic process
Molecular function (GO): 3-beta-hydroxy-Delta5-steroid dehydrogenase (NAD+) activity
Source: RefSeq, a predicted model, not a curated record
CAAACCGAGCCAAUCCCAUUGGUGAAGGACCCUCUGCUGAUCCUCGGCUCACCUGGGCGGGGAGAAAAGGGUGGCUGCAGACCGCGGGGUCUCUGAGGGUGCAGGCGGCGGACGCGCUGGGGCCGGCCAGGGGGGAGCCUGCAGACUGAGAGAAGUUGAUUGCAGACGGGGCCAUAUUUGAAGCUGAAAUGGAACAAGCAGCUGGUGAGCCCGUGCAAGACAAGGGCACGCGGACACACUUCACAGAAGACUUUCCAAAAGCCAAGAAGUGCACGGUGAUCGGAGGCUCUGGGUUCCUGGGGCAGCACAUGGUGGAGCAGUUGCUGGCAAGAGGCUACGCCGUCAACGUAUUCGACAUUCGGCAAGGGUUCGACAAUCCCCAAGUGCAGUUCUUCCUGGGCGACCUCUGUAGUCAACAGGAUCUGUACCCAGCUCUAAAAGGUGUAAGCACAGUUUUCCACUGCGCGUCACCCCCACCAUCCAGUAACAACAAGGACCUCUUUUAUAGAGUGAAUUACAUUGGCACCAAGAAUGUCAUUGAAACUUGCAAAGAGGCUGGGGUUCAGAAACUCAUUUUAACCAGCAGUGCCAGUGUCAUCUUUGAGGGUGCUGACAUCAAGAAUGGAACCGAAGACCUCCCUUAUGCCGUGAAACCCAUUGACUACUACACGGAGACGAAGAUCUUACAGGAGAGAGCAGUCCUGGGCGCCAACGACCCUGACAGGAAUUUCUUCACCACAGCCAUCCGCCCUCAUGGCAUUUUUGGCCCAAGGGACCCCCAGUUGGUCCCCAUUCUUAUCGAGGCGGCCAGGAAAGGCAAGAUGAAGUUUGUGAUUGGGAAUGGGGAGAACUUGGUGGACUUCACCUUCGUGGAGAACGUGGUCCAUGGACACAUCCUGGCUGCAGAGUACCUGUCCCAAGACACGGCCUUGGGUGGGAAGGCUUUUCACAUCACCAACGACGAGCCCAUCCCCUUCUGGACUUUCCUGUCCCGCAUCCUGACAGGCCUCAAUUAUGAGGCCCCCAAGUACCACAUCCCCUACUGGAUAGCCUACUACCUGGCCCUCCUGGUGUCCCUCCUGGUGACAGUGAUCAGUCCCAUUAUCCAGCUGCAUCCCACUUUCACACCCAUGCGGGUCGCGCUGGCUGGUACAUUUCACUACUACAGCUGUGAGAAAGCCAAAAAGGUCAUGGGCUACCGGCCACUGGUCAGCAUGGAUGACGCCGUGGACAGGACUGUGCGGAGCUUUCACCACCUGCGGAAGGUCGAGUGAGGCGCCCGGGCCCUUUGACGCGUCCCCCAGCCAAUAACUCUCUUCCCUGCAGACCAAUAACUCUCUCCCCUGCAGACCAAUAAACUAGCCUCCUUCCAGUGAGUUUCUUCUGGGCUUAGGUCUCCUCUGCCUGGUUUGAUGAGAGCACACCCGCCCUUACGUGACUGCGAGGGUGGCAAAAUCAGACAUUUCUUCUUCGUAGGACUGGAUUUGGAUGUCUUAAAAUAGUUGUGAGAACACACUACUGUUUUGUGUUCUCUUCCUCUCCCCCAUGCCCUUCCUCCUGGGUUCCUUAUCAUUCUGGUGUCCUUGUACACAGUCAAAGAAGCUGUAGGGAAGAAACAAGCCAUUUGCUGUUUAGAGGGGGUCCUGAAUUUAUUUCCAUGCAGACUGUUCAAGGAGGCACAGUUGAAAAAUACCCUAGAGAAAAGCAGAAGUUAUAAACAUAUGGUGAGGCUUCAAGUGUAGAUUUCAAAUAGACACAGAGUUUAGAGCAAAAACUUUUAAAAAGCUUGAGCGACUGUAAACCCCCCAAGUCCCUAGUGGGGAAGAGACUACUGGUUGCUCACCUCCUUACAUGCGCCCAAGUUCUCUCUCAGGUGGAGCUGGUGUGCCUGCCUGCAUUUUUUUUUUCAUAAAACAUUCUUUUGUGGACACCU